Messenger RNA from Gamsiella multidivaricata, 632 nucleotides. RefSeq lists its product as uncharacterized. Bases 104 to 475 code for a protein of 123 amino acids. The transcript is spliced from 2 exons. Lineage: Eukaryota; Fungi; Mortierellomycota; Mortierellomycetes; Mortierellales; Mortierellaceae. The record is from RefSeq and is a predicted model, not a curated record.
UUCCCCAUCGCCCUCUCCUGUCUCUUCUUGACGCUAUACCAGUCUAUAUUUCACAGCAUUCAUCUCCUUCAUUCGGCAACAAUAACCUGAACUGAAGCUAGCGAUGCCCGUUCGUCUUAUCAAUACGUCAAGAGAGGUGAUCGAGUUCCCUACGGUGCAGGAGGCAUACGAGUUCGUGCUCACACUUGAUCCGCCAAUGGCCUUUAGGACAGACGCUCCCAAGCCGGUCUGCAUCCCCAUCGAUCCCGAGUCAAGUCCUGAUCAGCUCUCCGAGCGCACCUAUGCCAUCCUGCCUUUGACGGACGAGGAGAAGGUGGCGAUGAGGAACAAGCUGCACAAUAUGGUGGAUGAGAUGAAACAAGGCGGAGUCAUCCCCGGUCUGUCGGACGCAGACUCUGGGCUUAUCACUGCGCUUGCCCAGUCAGCCGAGGACACUGCCGGUGAUGGAUCGACAUCGACUGUGGACAAGUUAUAGGAACAAUAAACGGCUGCGACUUUCUGGAAGAUACCCACUUGAGUGACUGGGAAUGGUGUUGCUGUAGGACACAGCAGACGUACAUGUAAUCAAUGCUCACGCAUCCGUCUGCCUCUUUCGCUCCUUUGCUCCUUCGCUCCUCCGUUCCUCUCUUCCC